Molecule: messenger RNA, 4222 nt
Organism: Limulus polyphemus (Atlantic horseshoe crab)
Lineage: Eukaryota; Metazoa; Arthropoda; Merostomata; Xiphosura; Limulidae
Product: protein enhancer of sevenless 2B-like
Exons: 5
Coding region: 512-1147 (211 amino acids)
Molecular function (GO): protein binding
Source: RefSeq, a predicted model, not a curated record
UUCAUGCAGAUUAUGCUUAGUUUAGUGCAAACUUAUAACUGUGUUCAAAGUCUAAAGAAUCAUCCUAUCGGUUUAAGCUAAUAUAUUAUAGGUCAAAGCUUACGAAUUGUAGAUUUAGGCGUGGUAUUUGUUGUUACAGUUAUUAUUCACGUUUGCCUUUAAGUUGCAGUAAAGUUUGUGAUUGCGUAAUUUUGUGUAGUUACCUAAACAGUAAACACUGUCUUGUCAACUUCUAAGAAUCCAAUUCUAGUCUGUCUUUGAGUCUGGAGUCGUUCGUUAGUAAUAUUAAUACUAGUAUUACUUACUGUGAUUCAAUCAUUCAGUGUGACUGAGACGUGAGUCUGUCUUGAGCUUGUGUGACGCUGUUAAACAACAGUGUAUUUCUAUUAGCUUUAGCGUAUUAGUAAUCAUAAUAUGCUAGGCUCUGGUGACUAAUACUAGAAAUUUUAGGUCUUACUCAUAGUACUUUGAUAUUUCUGAGGUAUUUCCCUCAUAAUUUUAAUAUUAAAUUAUGGAAGCCACUGCAAAGUAUGAUUUUAAUGCAACAGCAGAUGAUGAAUUGAGCUUCAAAAAAGGGGAGGUUUUAAAGGUUCUAAAUGUUGAAGAUGACAUGAACUGGUACAGAGCAGAACUGGAUGGAAAAGAAGGUCUCAUUCCAAGUAAUUAUAUUGAAAUGAAGAAACAUGACUGGUACUAUGGUCGGAUUACAAGGGCGGAUGCUGAGAAGCUGCUCAUGAACAAACUUGAAGGAGCUUUUCUAAUUCGAGUGAGCGAAAGUUCUCCUGGAGAUUUCUCUCUUUCUGUGAAGUGCUCAAGUGGUGUCCAACACUUCAAAGUACUCCGUGACAUGCAAGGAAAAUUCUUUCUUUGGGUUGUGAAAUUUAAUUCUUUGAAUGAACUAGUGGAUUAUCACCGGACAGCAUCGGUCAGUCGCUCCCAAGAUAUCAAGCUUAUGGAUAUGCAACCUGAACAGUUUCUGGUCCAAGCCCUCUAUGAUUUUCAAGCUCAAGAGGCCGGUGAAUUGGAGUUUAAAAGAACUGAUAUAAUUACAGUUUUGGAUCGUUCUGAUGCACAUUGGUGGGAAGGGGAGAUGCGUUCAAAGAGAGGAUUUUUCCCAGCUUCCUAUGUUGUUCCUUUCCAUGAAUAACUUUCCAUGAUGUUUUUAACCAGCAUGAAGAAACUGUCAGAAAACGAAAUUUAAAAAAAGAAUCCACAUUUUUUUUCUUUUUGCUAACAGUGAUGAUUGUUCUUUACAUGUUCAUCUUUAAAAUGUUUCAUAUCAAAGUAAAUAUUUGUGAUAAAACUCUUAAUGAAUGUUAAGUUGAGCCAUCAAGUUUACAAGUUUAAAAAUCUAAUUGUAAUCAGAGCCAAUGUUUUGAUGAAAAUAUUUUUAUUUUCUCGCUUAGUUUUGGUCUUUUCGUGUUCACAGUAUUGAAGUGGGUGAAUUAUCUGUAGACUGUUUUCAAAGCUUCUGUGUGUGUGUGUGUGUAAGAAGAAACUUAUUAUCUACUUGAUUAUUCGUAGGAUUAUGCAAUACAUUUAGUAAAGUUUGAAAAAUUUGGCAAGAAACUACAUUCAUUCAAACUUCCACUGUAUUUUGUGUUUGCUUUAUUAACACACGUAGUUGAAGCAAAAGUCAUGAGUAAGUUUUGUAUACAAUCUGUAACUAAGUGUAGUGAAACCUUACAGCUUAUGGUUUUAACAAGGCUGGAAAAAGCAUUAUCAAGGGGACCUUUGUACAUAGAUGCAAGUGAAACUCGGUUAUGGACAAGAUACAACAGUCCACACGUAUAUUACUAAAAAUAUAUGUAACAAGCAUGUUGUGUAGUCUUGUUUUGUCUCAUCACUUGUACUUUAACAAAAGCACAAACAUCUUGAUCUUAUAGUGGCUAAAUGAGUAUUAUUCUUACGUUGGAUCCAUUUUCACCAAAAGGGGCGAGUGUACAUUUAUCAAAUUACGUGUGUUGAACUUUUCCUUAUGCCUUUAGAGGUGGUAAUAUUCCUGUGUUAUUGAUAUUCGUUAUCUGAGAAAAUCAGAAAAGAUAGUAAUGGGUUUAUAACAGUAUUUAACAAAAUAUGAAGUCACAUCCCUGCUUUACCAUGAUGAUAACAUCUAAAAAUAGUUUUUAUCCCUGCUUUUCUUUUUAAUUGCCUUUGACACUCUCUUCAACAGUUCUGUGUAGUACAAAGAUGCUUUUAUUUGAAUUAAAUUUAGAAAUUCUACAUACACACUCAAUCUGAUGUACAGUGAUCAACUUGGUACCCUUAACCUGAAACUUGAAUUUGUACAUUCAAACAAACCAUACCUUUUGGCUUAUUGCUGGAAUGUAAAAAUGUAUAUAUACAUUCAUUCAGCUUUCCAAUGUGUUAUAUGUGUUUGCUUAAUUCAUUUAUUUAUAGUUUAAGCAAAAAUCAUGAUUACAUUCUGUUAACAGCUUGUAACUUAUGGUAAUAGGAAACCCAAAACUUUGUAUUAAUAUACAUUAUUAAUUCACAUUAUUUUCCAUUUAUGCAAAGAUGAAGCCAAAUAUAUUAAUUAUUGAUUUUAUAACUUUUCAUUAGAAAUAAAAUACUCUUGACACUAAUAUGACCAUGAAAUAUUUUCAGCUCUUAAAAAUAUUAUUAAAGAACAGUCUUUAAUCAAAAUAAUUUACAUUACUGUUCAUCAUAUUUGUGUAACUUGUCAAACUCAACCAAAUAUUCAAACUCAUUUUUAAUGGCUGCUGAAAACGUUUCCUUUUUAUUUAUGAAAUACUUAUGCAAACUCAUUAAGGGCUUUUACUAAAGUUGAUCUGUCAAAAGGGUGUCAUCUUGCAGCAUGUAUAAAAAAAUUUUAUUUCUGUGUUUAUGGACAUAAGUUCAAAUCUGAUUGUUAAGAUUGCCCCACAAUAUUAAUUUAUGUUUAAAUUUGUAUCUUUUGUAUGCUGGACUGUGAAGGAGAGGUUCUCUAAUUCACGUCAUGUCACAUUAAAAAAACUUGCUUCACACGUUGGGACCACGAGUGCAUUAUAUGAGUGAUGGUCAAACCUUGCCAUUUGGUUUGACAAGCAAGUGGUGUGGACUAGCUGCCUUCCUUCUAGUCUAUCACUUCAAAAUUGGGGACAGUUAGAACAGAUGACUUCUGUGUAACUUUGCAUGAAAUUCAAUAAAACAAAAGUUUUUGUAGAAUAAUACAAGGCAAGAUGGAAGGUGUUUUGGUCCUAUUCACAAUUGUACGAAAUAAGUUUGAAUGUAGCCGAUAUUCAUCCACAGUUUUGUAAAAUAAUGUAAAAGUUCAGAUAUUUAUCCAUUUGUUAAGAAAUGUCAAUAUUAAACAUAAAUUUAUAAAAAUGUUGAACAAUUUUGAGUUUAUCUAAAAUACCUAUCCAAAGUUUAGGAAAUGUCUGGCAAUAUGAAAAUAUUAUCUUCCAGAUUCACAGCGUAACAAAACUGGAAAUAGUUUUAGCUUUUAAAUAAUGCAAAACAUAUUUCAGUAUAUUGGGUUUCUCUUCGCUAGUAUUAAGGUUGCAGGUGAAAAAGAAACCUUCACUUAAAGCUAUGUGGUAAUAUUUGUUUUAAACCACAAGCUUUCAGGAGGUUGAAACUGAUGAGAGAUAUUUUACAUUUGACUUCAAAUAGUAGAAUAUGUAAAAUGCUGUUAAUUCCAAAAUUAGUAGUUACUUUUAUUAUUUUUAUAAAACAAAACUGAAGUUAUGGUGACUUAUUUUCUCAGCUACAGCAGCAAGGUUCUGCUACUGAGACCAGCUGUAUUAAGUCAUUGGUAAUAGUAUUUGAAAGUUGGUAUUAAUAUACAAUGUUAUUACAUUUCAGAAUGUCAAGUGAUUACCACGGGGUCCUCAAGUAGUGCUUUUUAUUUUUUGUGUUAGAGAAAUGAACACUUUGGCUGAAGAACUUCCAUAAUGAUAGUAAACUAUGUGAAUUUUUUGAAUAGGUCUUAUUCACAGCUCGUUUAAAGACCCUCGUAUUGGAUGUGCAAGUGAUUUAAAAGGGUGUUUUUAUGUAGUGUAUAUAAUGUAGGAUUCUUCUAUCAAUGAAGGAAUUUGUGUCAAGGUUAUUGUUCCAAUAACUAGGUUAAGGUUCUUUUAAGAGGUAUUGUUUAUUGUUGGUAGUAGAGUUCUAAUGAUGACUUGUUACAUGAUUUUGAUUAUUUUGUGUACGGAUUACAAAGUAAUUGUUGAAAGGGGAUGUUUCAGUGUAAUAAAUUAGGGAAUUGGUUCAUUAA